CUUUUGCCGAUAUUCGCCGUCGCCGCUGCUGCUAUACUUACCGUCUAUGUGUCUAUUCCAUAUUGAACAGUGCUCACUUGGUAGCGCUGCCGUCACAGAGUGCUAGUGUUCGGAACGUGCGUGUAUCAUCAGGGUAUACCUGUCUCCCGUCUGCUUGUACCUAUACGCAUCGUCCUCGAGAUUAUACUUAGUUCAAAGACAGAAGUGAAGAAACAACAACGAAAGUGCGAGUGUGCCUGUUGGAGAGCUAACUCCAGUGAACCCAAAUAAUCGUCUGCUCAACAAUCCCCGAAGACGAGGCGUCGUUCCCUGUUGGCCGAGAGUAUAGAUAAUAAAUAGUCCAGCCGCCCGCCCCGUGUACGGUACUCACGCAAGCAAGCAGGCUAUAUCUUGCUUACUCACACGCACACAUACCUGCACACACACGUAUAUAUAUACAUAUAUACAUACAUAUAUACGUACAAGCUCCAAUACCACGCAACGCAUCCGCGUCAGCAGAAGUAGCAGAGUAGCAGUUGUUGGGUGCUAAAUAAGUAGUUAAAGCAGCAGUAACAGCAUCAGGAUGAGCACAGCAGAGAAUCCGAUCUACGGGCCGUUCUUCGGCGUGAUGGGUGCCGCAUCGGCCAUCAUUUUUUCCGCCCUGGGAGCAGCGUAUGGCACUGCAAAAUCAGGUACCGGAAUCGCAGCGAUGUCCGUCAUGAGGCCUGAGCUCAUCAUGAAGUCCAUCAUUCCCGUCGUCAUGGCGGGUAUCAUUGCCAUUUACGGCCUGGUCGUGGCCGUCCUGAUUGCUGGAGGCCUUGAUCCACCAGCUUCUUAUCCUCUAUUUAGAGGUUUCAUUCACUUGGGAGCUGGUCUGGCUGUCGGUUUCUCAGGACUAGCUGCCGGUUUCGCGAUCGGCAUUGUGGGUGACGCCGGAGUCAGGGGUACGGCCCAACAACCUCGCCUCUUCGUCGGUAUGAUCUUGAUUCUCAUCUUCGCCGAGGUAUUAGGUCUCUACGGUCUCAUCGUCGCCAUCUACUUGUACACUAAAUCAACGGCUUGAACAGCUCGAUCGCGACGCUCAACCAAAGAAAAUCAAAGUCAUGAUUUUCUUUCGCGAUUCCAAAGCCUUUCUAUCCACCUCCCAAGAUUUAUUUGUUGAGCCUACAUUGUUUAGUUUAAUUGCGCUGAUUGUUGUACGAUUGUCCAUCGAUACGCUUUUAUAUACAUGUAUAUAUUUUUUCUACAUAUUUAUGUGUAUAUAUCACCGUAUCAUAUUAUUAUUAUUUUUAUUAUUAUAAUUAUUAGUAUUAUCAUUACACUUAUAGAAAAAGUGAAAGAAAUAGACUACCAUUUUUCUGAUAACUUUUGGCUCGUUUAACCUUGUUUUACCCAAUCAAUUGAAUUUACCUUACACAGUGGUCACUUUUUUUAAAUUUAACUACUUAUUUUGCAUCUAAAUGAUUGUGUCGAAAGACUUUCGUAAUCAUGCGAAAAUCGUAUAAUUUCUCUUCUACUGUAAAAAAAAAAUAGUAGAUACAAAUUGAAAAGAAAAAAAAACAAUGAUUAAAAAAAAAGAAUAAAGAUUCAAAAAUGAAAGUGAAAAUAAAUCAUGAUUUUGAUUUCUGUCACGGUCUGGUUAAUAAUUAUCACGCAAACAAAAGAGUAUUGAGUAAAUAAAAAGCGUCAUUAAAUAUAGUGGCAAGAAAGUCGCCUACGGUCGACAACUUUGCUCAACACGAAUUUUAGUUAUAAAUUACCUAAUAAUGAGUAACUUUUAGAUUUGAAAAAAAAAA
Copidosoma floridanum is the source of this 1775-nucleotide messenger RNA. RefSeq names its product vacuolar H+ ATP synthase 16 kDa proteolipid subunit (gene Vha16). Gene Ontology annotation, cellular component: proton-transporting V-type ATPase, V0 domain. Gene Ontology annotation, molecular function: proton-transporting ATPase activity, rotational mechanism. The record is from RefSeq and is a predicted model, not a curated record. NCBI's taxonomy places the organism in Eukaryota, Metazoa, Arthropoda, Insecta, Hymenoptera, Encyrtidae. Gene Ontology annotation, biological process: proton transmembrane transport.